AGUGCCGACCAGCUGCGGUCACACCAAAGUGGGAAUUCUGUUUUAUUUUUGGGGAAUUCACUGAAAUCCCGCCGUGCCUUAUCGCUUGGUUACUUAAUCCUUUGAAUUGCGUUCAUAUAUAAUAUUAAGAAUAACCAGCGUAGAAUGGUCUACGGAAACAUAAUGCUAGCCGUGGGCGUGGUCCUGGUGUCCUUUGUCGCGGCCGUUUACUUCAACAGGCCCAACGACCAACAAGCUCCUCCACAUCGCCAACGCCAUCGACGAGAUAAGGACGGGGAUGUCCACAGUUCAGUGUCCACCAGCGGGGUAUCAAAGGGACGGCGAUUUGUGCGCAGCCGGCCGGGGGAUAGGUGCUCCGUGUGUCUGGACGAAAUGAAUCAUGACGACAUGCAAUACAUGAAUUGUGAGCAUGCUCUGCACAAGGACUGCUUCCUCCAAUUUCUCAUUUGUCGUAGAAACUGCCCUGUCUGCGAUAAGUUGGUUAAUUUCAAUCUACCCGGCGACUCGUGCGCGAUUUGUUUGGACCCACUAUGUAUACGCACCAUGACGCAUGUGAGCUGCAACCAUGCUUUUCAUGAGAAGUGCCUCAAUGAGUUUAUGGCAACGGGUUCCCGCAACUGCCCGGUCUGCAGAAUGAAAAUUAAGGCAGAAUUUAGGAGAACGUAAAAGGUGAUCCACACACAAUCAUAUAUCAGCAUAAACAUGUGCUAACGAUGUACCAACAUAAGGAAACAUAUAAGCAAUCGAAGUCUGUUGUACAAUUUAAGUCUCAAAUCUAAAAAACGUUUGUAUUGAGUUAUCGCAUAUUUAUGUAUGUAUAAUUCCAAUAAAUAUAUUGGGUAAACUUA
Molecule: messenger RNA, 848 nt
Organism: Drosophila yakuba
Lineage: Eukaryota; Metazoa; Arthropoda; Insecta; Diptera; Drosophilidae
Product: RING finger protein 150
Exons: 2
Coding region: 145-666 (173 amino acids)
Biological process (GO): ubiquitin-dependent protein catabolic process
Molecular function (GO): ubiquitin protein ligase activity
Source: RefSeq, a predicted model, not a curated record